Messenger RNA from Microthlaspi erraticum, 618 nucleotides. The record is from the annotation of a GenBank genome assembly. Lineage: Eukaryota; Viridiplantae; Streptophyta; Magnoliopsida; Brassicales; Brassicaceae.
AUGAACGAGCCGGAGUAUUAUCCCCCUGGGUACAACUUGUCUGCCACCGCCGUUUCCGCCAUGGUGUCCAUGCUGGCGCAUGUUGUCUCCGGCGAGACCGAACCCUCCAGUAUCGUCGAAGAGUCUACGAGCUGCCACAAGAGAGAAAGAGAAGAGUUGCCUUUGUGUCCUCAACGUUCAACUGUGACAGAAGAAUAUAAAAACACAACAUCUUUGGAGAAGCCAAGGAGAUACAGAGGAGUGAGGCAACGACCAUGGGGGAAAUGGGCGGCGGAGAUUCGAGACCCACACAAGGCAAUGCGUGUCUGGCUCGGCACUUUUGAAACCGCCGAGGCCGCUGCAAGAGCUUACGAUGCGGCGGCGCUACGGUUUAGGGGAAGCAAAGCAAAACUUAAUUUCCCUGAAAAUGUUGGAACUCAUGCGGUUCAAGGAGAUUCCCACUACUUGCGAAACUCGUUUCAACCUCCUCCGACAUAUUUCGAUCAAUGUCCAAGUUUAUCGUCCUCCUAUGGAUACAUUGAGCAACAACAACCAUUAGAGGGCAUUUUGCAGCCAACCCAAGAGGAAAGACAUAGUUUCACAGAUUAUGAUCAGUACCAUUAUCACUCUUCCGGUUAA